UUCGGGCUCUGCGCGGUGUUCGCCUCCACGUCGGGCUGAGACACCUUCAAGCAAGCUUCUCACUCCAAGGCAUCAGGAGCCACAGUGCCACCAUGUGGCAGAAGUCGAUGCUGCUCCUUCUGGGCUAUCUGCUGCUGUCCAGCUGCUUCGUGGAUGCUGGCUCUGAUGAAUACUCUGAUGAAUCUGAUGAUGGUUGUGGGAUCUUGGAUGCCCUUCCAUAUAUGGUGGUAGGAGGAGAUCUAGAACUCACUGGAAACUUGGGGUUCAAGAGAGUCACUGAAUGCUUGGACAAGUUCAGUGACUUGCCCAGGGUCACUGACAGCAAGGAGGGGUCAGAGGGAGGAGGGUUAUUGGCUUUUGGCCUCCCAGCAUUGGGGUUCACAGGUGCUGGCAUAGCUGCCAAUUCUGUGGCCUCAACCCUGAUGAGUUGGUCAGCAGUGAUAAAUGGUGGUGGUGUGCCAGCUGGUGGGUUUGUGGCUACCCUACAAAGCCUUGGAGCUGGGAUGAGCAGCACGGCCUUGGCUGGUGUGGGAGCCAAGGUUGGCUAUGAGAUCCAUCAGAAUUUUGUGUGCCAAAAGAAGGAGAAGUCUGGAGAAUUAGAGGGGUGAGUAGGAUGGAGCAUCUGCCAGCAACUCUGACCAGCCAAUCAGAGGACAGAUGAAUCUUGAUGACCAGAGACCGUGGUGAUGGGCUCAGAAUUCUGGAUGAAUACACUGAAUAAAUCUGUUCACCCAAAA
Molecule: messenger RNA, 737 nt
Organism: Gracilinanus agilis (Agile Gracile Mouse Opossum)
Lineage: Eukaryota; Metazoa; Chordata; Mammalia; Didelphimorphia; Didelphidae
Gene: IFI6
Product: interferon alpha inducible protein 6
Biological process (GO): apoptotic signaling pathway
Cellular component (GO): membrane; mitochondrion
Source: RefSeq, a predicted model, not a curated record